Molecule: messenger RNA, 5146 nt
Organism: Anopheles gambiae (African malaria mosquito)
Lineage: Eukaryota; Metazoa; Arthropoda; Insecta; Diptera; Culicidae
Gene: hrm
Product: monocarboxylate transporter 12
Exons: 4
Coding region: 1379-4012 (877 amino acids)
Biological process (GO): transmembrane transport; monocarboxylic acid transport
Molecular function (GO): monocarboxylic acid transmembrane transporter activity
Source: RefSeq, a predicted model, not a curated record
GCGGAAACUGCAAUGAUUCGGUGGCUGGCAAAUGCAAGGGCUAUUUAAAAUUCACUAGCACGAAGAUUGACUAACGUUUUGCUCCAUUUGAUAUCGUCUCCGUGAAUUCGAUUGGUUGUGUGGUGAACCGCGUCCACUGGGCGUGUGUGUUGUUUUGCGGGCCUUUGUUUUGCCGCUACACACAUACACACACACACAUACACAAAUACAAGCGGCUGCUACUUUGUUUGAUCAGAUGCUUUGGUCAGGUUGAGUAAACGUGGCCGCAGCUUGCUUCGAUUGCCGUCUUGGACAGAGGAAGGAAAAAUUCGGCACACAGAGUUACAAACACAAUCAAGCGAUGUGCGGGCCACUCACUGUCUCAAGGGCGGUACACAACAGUGAAGAAAGCAAAGAUCGCAAACAGAACGACAAACGUCGAACGAAAAUAAAGCCAUCGUCAAAAGUCAAUGUCAAUGACGCGCACAAUUUGUGUUGGAAACGCAUGCGAAAAACGGCAAGUGUUGUGGUUUAGCGCACAGCAGAAAAGGGUAUAAUGAACGACAACGGAUGUAAGGGGGGGAAGGGUAGUGGAGUGCGGAAUCGUCGUACGGUCAGCUGUGUGGCGCGCCAGGUGAUUUUGUUCGCACGAGAACUGAAGCCGCGCCUGACAGCUGGUUUUGUUGGUGUGUGAGUCUAACGUCUAGACGACAGUGAAGCCAAAAGCGGAAAGGCUUGCCUUGUCGACUCGUGCGCAGUAUUUUUUUUUGCUUCUUUGCUCUCACAUGCUGCUAGGCCUUUUAAAUGCGUCAGUGUCUUUCUGGUGUGUCGAUGGAGAACGCUUCGGGAAAGAUUGUUUUGUUUUAUAAAGUUCGUGUUUUUAGGUUAAAUGUACGUGCAUGUGAAUAUUGUUAUUUUUAUUUUAUCCUCAAAUCACCCGUCAACGGAAAAAAGUGAACAUUUUUAGUCAAUAAAGCUCUAAGUGUAUUAGUAGCGGCGGUUAUUUAAAGAGUGCCCCGCACAAGCAAGAAUCACAACAGUCAAAAAUCAUUUGAAUGAGACAUAUCAACGAGCGGCAGGAAUCGCUUCGAUUGGGUGAUACGGCGGACGGUUUGCUUGGCAGGAACGUUGCGUAGGAGCACAGCACAGCAAACCCAGCUCAACAGCUUUGGACGGAGCCAGGCACCGAAUGGAAGCAACGUCGGUGGCGGUGGUGUGCAAUUGGUUCCGAACCGUAUCCGGUAACAACAGCUGCCAGGCAACCGUAGCUGGUGCCUCCAUGUCGCCGCCCUCUCGUUGGACGCCUUAAAACCAACUCCACAAUCCACAUCCUCCCCUCCCCCCCAGCCAUCUCCCCCCUUCACACAUCUCCCUGCACACGUGACAAGGCGACGAGACGAUGGGUGAGGAGAGUCUGGAGCGCAGCGAGGGAAAGCUGCUACAGCCGCACGUGGCCGAUUAUAGUCCAGUUCGGCAAGACCAUCAGCAUCCUUCUUCCCAGGCAGCUGCACAGGACGACCCAUCGCAGGAAGAGGAGGAGCAGAAUGGCAACGACGAGAACAACAGCACCAGCGCCCAGCGAAGCGUCGAAUGUCCCAAACCAAACGAUCCCGCGCCGGUUCAGCCGGUAGACACGAUCAAGCUCAAUAAGGUGCUCCCACCGGCAUUGACGUUGGUUCCGCAGACCGACGAUCCGAACGGACCAUCCCGUGCCCACGAACCGGAGGACAAUGCUCAGAAUCAGCUGGAAUCGAAUGGCCGAGCGGCAUUGCUUCCUCGCAAUGGUAGUGCUACCAUUUGUCGCAGCAUUUCCAACAGCACCAUGCAACCAAUCAGCACCAAGACGGGCCAAACGGAACGAUACCGAGCGCCGGACGAGGGUGGCGAUCCGGAGGACGGCACCACCGACGAUGAUUACGAGCUUGUGCCGCCAGACGGUGGCUGGGGAUGGUUGGUACUCGCCGGGUCCAUGCUGGUGAACAUACUCGUGCCUGGCACGAUCAAGAGCUUUGGCGUACUGUUCGUCGAAUUCCUCGAAGCAUUCCAAGCAUCGCCGUCGUCGGCGGCCUGGAUUCCGGCUCUUUGCUAUUUCCUGUACAGCUCGCUGGGGCCACUCUCCAGUAUCCUGUCGGUGAAGUACAGCUACCGUACGGUUACGAUCGUUGGCGGAACGUUUGCCGCCGUCGGUAUGAUCAUCACGUUCUGGGCCACCUCGGUGAACUAUCUGUACAUCAGCUACGGCGUGCUGGUCGGCACCGGGGCGGGUUUGUCCUUCCCCCCCACCGUGUACAUCGUCACGUCGUACUUCGUCAAGCUGCGAGGGCUGGCGAACGGACUGUGCAUCUCGGGCAGUGCUCUCGGAUCGAUCAUCCUGCCUCCGGUGCUGCGUUUCCUGCUCGAGAACUAUGGGUAUCGCGGAGCUUGCCUGAUCAUGGGCGGUAUCACGCUGAACGUAUGGGUGGCGGCCAUUUUCUACGAGCCUGUUGAAAAGCAUCUGAAGCGUGUGCGCAAGGUAAAGCCGGAUGAGGACGACGACGGGCAGAGGGCAGUGGUCGUACAGCAGCGGGACGUGAUCCUCGAGGAGUGCGAAUCAAACGAAACUGAUCCGCUGGCGGAAGAUCGCAGCGUGGCGAACGGACAAACCAACGCAAACCCAAACGCUUCCCAGUCGCUGCUACCGCAGGGGAAGUCCGCGAGCGUGAAGCCAAAGUUUGCCAUCACCGGCGAUGAUACGCCUACGAUCUCGACGCCAACGCUCGAGCACAAAUCGCCGGAUAUUUUCCGCUUCAAUCCAAAGAACGGGCUGAUCGAUAGCUUUGCCCGGAGCGCAUCGGCCGCCGCCGUUCCGGUCUCGUACGGUCGCGAUCGGGACGAUAUGCUUGGCGGUGCUGCUGGGGGCACCAAUCAGCGGCAACGAAAGAUAAGCACCCCGAUCAAGGAGGAACACCGCAAUCUGACCUUCACCAGCCAGCUGAGUUCGAACUCGUUCCUCGGGAACGAGGGUACGCUCGGUUCGUACUUCCGCCUGAACCGCCUGAACUCGACGCGCAGCGGAAUGGGCCAGCAGAGCGGUGCAGGGCAGCAACUACACCACCGACCACCGAAGCGAUCGCCUUCGACGAGCAGCUUCCAGUACAUGAGCACUCCGUUCCACGGAAGCACACUUUCCACCCACCAGCCGAAAGAGUUCGCCUCCCAUCUGUCGUUGCGUUCGUUCGGUGGCAGCGUGUCGCGAGGCAAAUCGUCCGCCCCGGCAGAGGACGCAACGGCGGAGCGUAACAAAUCGGACAGCAAGAUGGACGGCAAGACGUUCUUCGAUCUGUCGCUGCUGUCCGAUCCUUCCUACCUCGUGAUCCUGAUUUCGAACUCGACGAACGCGAUCGGCUACACCAACUUUAUCAUUCUGCUGCCGGCCUACGCGAUUUCACUCGGGUUCGACAAGAGCCUGGCCGCGUACCUGCUGUCGAUCGUUUCGACGCUCGAUCUGGUUGGUCGCAUCGGCGGAUCGGCGCUGUCCGACACGAAUCUCAUCCCAAAGACGUGGUACUUUGUCGGUGGGCUGUCGAUAUCGGGCCUGGCCCUGGCGCUGCUACCGACCGUCCGUGACUACACGAUGGUGAGCGUGUUUUGCGGUUUGUUCGGGCUCGCGUCCGGUACGUACGUGGGUAUCACGGCAGUCAUCAUGGCGGAUAUGCUCGGCACGGAGCGGCUCACCUCGUCGUACGGCAUUAGUUUGUUCGUAAACGGCAUUCUGCAGCUGAUCGGACCACCGAUCUGUGGCGUCAUCUUCGAGAAUAUGGGCCGGUACCAGCCGCUGUUCACCGCGCUCGGGUUCGUGCUGCUCGGCGGAUCGGCCCUGUGGGGCUUUAUGCCGCUCAUCAAUCGCCAAAAGCGACGAAAGGCUGAGGCAGCGGCCAAAGCGGCGGAAGCAGAAGCGACUACUAAGGUAUUAGCUGAACAUGCGUUUGACGAGGACGAUGAUCAGCCGUUGCAGUUGAAGCGCGAUGCGGUGGAUAAGGCGCUAAUCGCGUAAAGGACAGCGGUGGAAUGUAUGCAGCAUUUCCUAUGCCUCACAAUGACGCUAUGUUUCGCUCAAACAGGACACAGAACGGAGAUGCAGAUGGCAGGAAAGCAGAGAUAGAUAGGUUUACUACAGAUAGAUGACAAAGGGGGUCGUAGUGCUGGAAGCAGCACAGAACCAACUAACUCCAGAACAUGAGAAAAAGUGACCAUAUACUAUAGUUAGGUAUACGUUGGAAAGGAACAAUGACACACGGUGGGGCAUGAAGAAACACACACACACACACACUAGCGUAAGCGAACAGUGGCCAUCACGCUCAACAAAGGGGAGUUUAACCAAUCGUCGAACGCUCGAGGCGCACCCGGGGCGCAAAGAGCAUAGGACAAGGAUCGAUGUAAGAUCCAUUAGUAUUAAUUAGAAAAGCGUUUCCUGAGUGUGACGCCCUCAUACACAUGCCCUUGUACGUGCGUUGAGCGCAAGCAAGCAGGGAACAUGUGGCGCCCUUUCACGUUUCACGACGCGUGCCUCAAUAUGAUCCAAAUCAAUCAUUAUACUCUGUGUGCGGAAGCAUAAACUGUGCGACUUACUAUCGCCGGCAUAGGGAAAGCAAAACCGCGACAAAGGCGUGAUGUUUUAGCUUCUAUUAGAGUGUCCAGUUUGAAAUUGUAACGUGUUUUUGGGCUCUUGAAGAGAACGAAGGGUGCGAUGUAGGACGUGAGUAGUAACGAGGUGCUUUAUCGGUAUGGCCGUAGGAACGAAAGUAUUUUAGCAAGAGUGUUCUGAACUCUGAACCAAGUUUGACCACAAGAGCCGUGGUUAGUAGUGUUAGAUUGUUUCCGGUUUUGUUUUCCGUUUGUUUCUGUAUGGUUUUAAAUCUGGAUGUGGUGAAUGUGGUGUGUUUGCGUAUUUCUUGUGUGUCGGGUGAGAACGAGUGUAGAUGCCGGAUGCAGACGGUGCCGGCUGGAGAAAGCAUACCAAAAGCAGCAUGAAAAUAGCGCGCGAAGCACAUAACAAAGAGAAACAUAUUUAGCGUAGCGUAAGUACUGUAAUGACACCGUUCAAUAUACAAUUUAUUUUUGCCAGACGGAACCAAAACAGGAUGUAGAUAAACUACCAUAUAAAUAAUAUAGAACAAUUCAUAAUCGA